This is a messenger RNA of Penicillium manginii, 1440 nucleotides long. RefSeq names its product SUMO ligase MMS21. Gene Ontology annotation, biological process: protein sumoylation; double-strand break repair via homologous recombination. Gene Ontology annotation, molecular function: SUMO ligase activity; zinc ion binding. The record is from RefSeq and is a predicted model, not a curated record. The coding region runs from base 1 to 1440 and encodes 479 amino acids. NCBI's taxonomy places the organism in Eukaryota, Fungi, Ascomycota, Eurotiomycetes, Eurotiales, Aspergillaceae. Gene Ontology annotation, cellular component: nucleus; Smc5-Smc6 complex. The transcript has 2 exons.
AUGCUGUCAACACCAGCGCGACAGCGCUCCACGGCAUCCCAGUCCCGCCCGCCACCAAGCGCGCGCGGACAGGGCACCCCACGAACAAGCACCAUCCCAGACCUGCCCCCAUACGAGGUCCCAGAAGCACCCCUCACAGCCGAGUGCCAAAGGCAACUCAACUCAUUGUUACAAUCCCAACAUCUACGCGAUCUGAAGACUCAUCUUGAACACGCCGCCGAGAAACUGACCGACUCCGCGGGCGAGGUCAACGAGCGACUCUGCGAUGCUCGAAACCGAUACCAGACCAACAAAGAGAAACGACGAAAUGCUGGCGAGGACGAAAGUGACAACGAAGAUGAGCAGCUCCAGCUUCUGGCCGAGAAAGAAAGAAAAGUAGACGACGUCACUGGGCGGAUGGAGAUGCAAAUGCGAAAGACUAUCGACUCCGAAACCCGCCUUUCCGAAUUGAUGGAAUCCGUGCAAGGGAUCGAGAGAGAGGAGGCGGAGGCUCUGACUGCUGCACUGGGGGUGCGCCAAACACGAGGCCAGCGACGCAUGCGCCAACAACAACGAGAUAUUGACGAGGAGGGCGAGGAGGAUUCAGAAGAUGAGGACUACGAGGGAACACCUGAGCGCGAGAUUCGGGAACGCAAUGCGCAGAACCCGCCUAGUCGAAGAUUGGACGAUACACUGGUGAAUGGAGUACAGGAAUGGGACGGUCUGUCGCUAACCGAGCGGUACGCCCGAAAUAACAGUUAUAUCGGGUUCUAUCGUAUCGUACACGAUUCAAAGUUCCCCGGCGACGAGGUACCGCCACUGCCGUCUUCUUCGACUUGGUUCUCGCAUCUGGAAAAUACAAAUGGCGAGAAUACAUCUUCGGAUGUCAAUUCGUCGCGCCAGAAAAUGCGCACGCGAAACCAACGUGAACCAUCCCCGGCCGACUCGGACGACAUUGCAAUUCAGCGCGAGCGUAUCUCCCUGAAAUGCCCACUUACCCUGCGGCCGUUCCAGGACCCAGUGACGAGCACAAAAUGCCCGCACAGUUUCGAGCGUGAAGCCAUUACAGAUAUGAUAGCGCGCAGUGGGAGGUAUGCGCCGAAUCCCAGUCAACCAGGCCGUCGUCUCCGCGCGGUAAAGUGCCCUGUGUGCUCGAAUCUUCUCACAAACGAGGAUCUUCGGACCGAUCCGGUGUUGCUACGUAAGGUCCGACGUGCCGAGGAGUUGGAGAAGCGUGAGGCAGAUGAUGAUGAGAUGGGAGAAGGUGGUGCUAAUGAGGUGACAUUGGGAAGUGAUGCCGAGUCGUCGGACGAGGAUGGCGAUGCGAUGGAUGUGGGUGGAAAUUCUGAGUCAGACCGGACCCGGAUCAAAUCUGAGCCCGGACGUAUUAAACGAGAGGGUACUAUGAUUCCACAUGGGAGCCAACAGGUUGAGGAGAUUUCGAGUGAUGAAUCCGAGUGA